CUUGUUGCUAUGGGAGCCUGCGGUAGGGCCGGACUUCGGGCGAUCCUUCGCUAGGGUCCCCUCUCCUUUUGUUCCCCCGCGUUCUGGAAGCUGAAGCUACCCGUUCCCGUUCGAGGGAUCCCUUGUUACCAUGGUGACGGUAGCGUUACUCUGGGCUUGCUAGCGAUGUUCUCAGUGGAGCCGGACUGGGAGGGGUGCAGCCGGAGCAGCAACGAUGUCCCGUUCCCAAAUAAUCCACAGUGGCCACUUCAUGGUCUCGGAACCCCACGCCGAGUCGGACCCCGAUCCGGAUCCCGGUUCCGAAGCGCCCCUAAGCUCGACGCACGAAGCCGUUCGUUUAGGUCUCGACAGCUGCGCCGCCGAGCGAGUGAGAGGGGCCGGGGUGAUGGGGAAGGCCGCGGCUGGGAAGGCAGAGAUUGCGGCCCAGCAUGGUUCUAGAGGUUCCUACGACUUCGACACGGUGAACGAAGGCACCUGUCAAAUCUACCGCUACGGGCCGCGGAGCAGCGGCGCGCUCAACAUCGACGCCUCCGUCACGAAGCUAUUCGAGUGCCUGACCCUGGCCUACAGUGGGAAAAUUGUAUCUCCCAAAUGGAAAACCUUCAAGGGGCUGAAAUUGCUGCAGCGUGACAAGAUUCGGCUCAAUAAUGCUAUCUGGAGGGCAUGGUAUCUACAGUAUGUGGAGAAGAGGCAGAAUCCUGUGUGCAGUUUUGUGACUCCUCUAGAGUGUAGUGACAUAGAUCAGCACCGCAAACCUGAGGCUGUCAUCAUGGAAGGAAAGUAUUGGAAACGCCAGAUUGGGGUAGUUAUUAGGGAAUAUCAUAAAUGGAGGACCUUCUUCCAUAUUCGGGCCCAGAAGAAGUUUGACAAACCUAUCUGUGAUCCUAGUCAGGAGGUGUCUGAUGCAGUAUCAGAGGUAGAACUCAACAAUGAAACCACGGGUGGAGGUCCUAUGGAGCUUGAUCCCUUACAUGAUCUGGAUGCACUUCUGGACACCAUUUUCUCCUGCCGCAACCCUUAUGGUGGUCCCAACUUACGUGGUCUUGCUCACCAGGAUAAUGCUGACAUGAUCCAACCUACUCUGACCCAACUUCACCCCAACUUUGGAGAAGAAUUUGUGAACACUUUGGACCCCAUUCAUGAAUUUAUUACUUCUUGUCGUUCUCAGCCCACGUUCCAGGCUCCUGCACCUCUGACAGAUGCCACUGCCUCGGGCCAGGAUGAUUUGCCUCCUGUUGCCCCUCAUGCCAAGGAACUCCCACCACUGGGAGACUCGCUCCUCUCCAUGCCCCUGGAUGUGGAGCUGCCCCCACCUCUGGCUGGACAGCAGAUCUUCUUGCCAUUCUUCCCUACCUCUCCACCAAGGAUCAGCCCUCCACCUGCCCCUCCCAUCUUGCAUCUUCAGCCACAAACCACAUUGGUCUUUUCUGUCAUCACGAACACUGGAUUGGAAAAGACUUCUCCGUCCCCUUCUGGGGGAACUUUUGUUAUGCCAAACUGUGGUUCCACCACCAAGGGUGGGGGGGUCAGGCAGCUGCAGCGGAUUGCUCCAGCACCUUCUCCCACUCCUCAUCAGCCAGCAACACCCCAGGCCUCCGUCACUCAGCUACCUACAGCUGGUCCUAUCCCACUGCCCCUCACUCCAGUCACAAAAUCUGCUCAGAUUUGUGGCACCUCAAAGCUCCCUGCUGAUGUCCUACUGAGGUCAGUCUCCAUAACAAAGGAGCCUUCACCAGUGCCUGCCUCUGCUGCUGCCUUGCUUGAUAUUGGUUCCUCAACCCAGAAGAUAGCCAAGGAGAGGAAUCUGUGUAAUCACCAGGAAAAGUACAAACAUAAUCCUGUUCAGGGAAGCUGCCGAUCAAGUUUUACUUCUUCCGACUGUGCCCGUCGUAUGAUCAUCAGCUCAGGCUUUAACACUCUUGCCAGUCUAGUACUGCCAGGAUCUGAUCAGACUUGCAGUAAGCUCAGCAAAGCGUUGCUCUUGCAGAAGAGUGUAGCCUACGUAGGAAGACUGCAGCAAGAACGCCGACAAAGUCAGGAGAUGGUAGAAAGACUGCGUGGAGAAAUUGAAGAGUUGAGCAUUGCCAUUGAUCACUUCCAGCGCCAACUUCCACCUAAUGGAGCUCCUGUAUUACCACCGCAGUCGAAUCAGGCUUCUGAACUCUAUGAAGAAUAUGUACGUCAGCGCACCUUACAGGACUGGCGUUUUUGGAUUUUCAGUGUGGUAAUUAAACCACUGUUUGAGAGCUACACCAGAACAGUGAACACGGGGAGCAUCAAGGAUUUCUGCCAAUCGGUGUUGAACUGGUUGGAGCAGCACUGCACAUUACCCAUCUUGCGCCCUGCUAUAUCUGGCUCUCUUCUGCAGCUCAGCAAAAUCACGUCAAUAUUGACUCAGCCAGGCCAGUUGCCUGGGCAAGCUCUACGGGCAGUAUCUUCUCCACACUGCAAGAGCAACAACUAGGAUGAAGAUUGGUCUUCCCUCCCACAGAGGUUGUUAGGAAUCCAUAGUUUCGUCUAACUCAGGAAAUCCCUUCAUCAUGCAAAUAAGGACAUUGUAACAAUACUGGGGCAAAGCAUUCCGCAGCAGGGAAUUUCUGGGGACUACCUUUGGUGCUGGUCACCACGGCAGAACAGUGGAAGAGUAGAGGGAACAGGACAAGGUACAGAGGUGGAGUACCUAUUAUAUUCUACAAAGGAGUCAUCAGGCAUGGCUUUAGAUUCUUUUAGAAUCCGGAUGAGUGUCGGUCUCUGUUUCCAGAGCUUUCCCACCAGAGGGCAGUAAAGAUACUUUAUAUGAGUCGGUCCCUCACAGAACGUGAAAGUUUAUAGCUAGCAGUUCCUGAUGCGAGUAUAGAAUUACUUCAUAUCCAUCGGCUCCUGGCUUGGAAAACUGUGUGUCCUACAGGCUGAUUGAAGGCUUUGCUUAUGUAGCUAUAUCCAUGAAUGGUUGUAGACAUGCACUUCACCUAAUUUACCUCUUUCAUUCCUGAUCAGAAAUCUUAUGCAGAGCUGCCCAUUUUCUGGACAUUUCCUGGAUUUCUACAAGAGGGUGGAAUCUGGCUUCCAGCACAGAUAAUGUUUGCUUUGGGGUUUUCUACCUCCAAAGACCAUAUCUUGAUAUUUAGAUAAAAACUAAAAACAAGUUCUUAUAAAGCAGCGACUUUGGAUGGACCAGAGUUAUUUUGCAGUGCAAUCUUAUGCCCUCUGUUCGAAGGAAAGUUCUGCUUAGUUCCAAUAAUACAACUGUUGCCUAAUUAUUUUACAUACUGCGACUAAUGCUUUCCAUACAGCCGUUCAAAUGAACUGGAAGAGCGGCGAACCUUUCUAAAACACUAUCUUGUAGUACGGCUCUUUUUCAUAAAUGUUUCUAUGCUAAAUAUUCUCAGCCAAUGGCUAUCCUAUCCACAGUGGCAUACCAAGUCCAUUACCUGGGACAAUUUUUCACAGUACUGCUGCCUCUGGGUGAAAUUAUCAACUGGGAGACCACUUGCUUUAUGGAAUGUACUUGUUUGAUUAAAGUAUUUGUUACUAAAGAGUCACAUCUUAGUAUAAAGGUAUCAGAGAGAACAAACAUCCUGAUACUGCACAGCAAAGUGUCCAAACUCUGAUGGUAUCUAAUCUUGCCCUUUAACAAGCAUUCUGAUACUGAUAAAGACAGAAAACUAUGAGCAAUAAAUUGGCCCUAUCUAUUUCACGAUUGCAUGGGGCAGGGAUUGGGAACAUGAUGCUUAUAGGCAUUAGGGCAUCUACCACUACCUCAAAGUGAUGCUUACAGCAAGUCUAAAUGAAAACUGAUUUUAAAAAGACAACCAUUGGUUUAGAGAUUUAGUGAGUACAACAUUCCAUUGUCCAACAUUUUCCUGUUGGAAGACAGGAAUAUACAAAAUUCACUACAAACCGAAAUAUCCCUUAUUCUUUAAUACAUGUUGUCAUAUGAUCUAGUCCUUUUGUGUCCCCCUUCACUCAUGUAUGGAGGAGAAACUUUUAUCUAAAGAUACCACCAACAAAUUAUAUUAAUGAAAUGCUAAUAUAUAUUAACAGAGAGCCAGUUUGGUGUAGUGGUUAAGGCAUCAGGCUAGAAACCAAUUCUAGUCCUGCCUUAGGCGUGAAAGACGGCUGGGUGACCUUGGGCCAGUCACACACACUCAGCCCUAGGAAGCAGGCAGUGGCAAACCACUUCUGAAAUUUUGCCAAAUUAUAGAUAGAUCAAUGAGCUAAUUGUUGCCUACCUUGGCUAUAGUUAUUGAUAAAGUUUUAAAUUUUUCCAGCCCACUAGGAUUUCCCUAUUUGAAGAUAUCUUCAAAGGAGAGCGCAUGUGAACAUUUCAAUUUUAAAAUGUUUUAAUGAACAACAACAGAUUUCUUAAUGAUCAUACUAUUUUGUAAUUUCAGCAGGUUUCUUUCUGGUUGUCUCAGUUACAUUUCAGAUGCAACUUAAGUAAUUGUUCACAAUUUUUCUCUGAUGCUGAGUGCCUAUUUUUAGUUUUCCCUUUUCACUAUUAUUUUCCUUAUAUUUCACUAUUGUUGUUUUCCAUAUAUAUAUGUGUAUAUAUACACGCACAGAUAUGCACAAUCAGCAACACAUUGUUUUAUAUUAAAGACAUUUUUAAACAUAGUUUCUGUAAUUUUCAGCCCUGUCUCCAUUUAUCUUACCAGAUAUGCCUUCCAUUGGCCUGUCCAUUAAUUUAGUCAAGUUCUUUUUAUGCAUUUAGGUGGAAUAAAGUACUUUGGGAAAUUGA
Messenger RNA from Candoia aspera, 4741 nucleotides. RefSeq names its product MLX-interacting protein-like. Gene Ontology annotation, cellular component: nucleus; RNA polymerase II transcription regulator complex. Gene Ontology annotation, molecular function: protein dimerization activity; RNA polymerase II cis-regulatory region sequence-specific DNA binding; DNA-binding transcription factor activity, RNA polymerase II-specific. The record is from RefSeq and is a predicted model, not a curated record. Gene Ontology annotation, biological process: positive regulation of transcription by RNA polymerase II. The coding region runs from base 215 to 2464 and encodes 749 amino acids. The transcript is spliced from 17 exons. Lineage: Eukaryota; Metazoa; Chordata; Lepidosauria; Squamata; Candoiidae.